CCGGAUAGCUCAGUCGGUAGAGCAUCAGACUUUUAAUCUGAGGGUCCAGGGUUCAAGUCCCUGUUCGGGCGAUAUAAUUUUUCUCCUCACCGAACGCAGCGUAUAUGAAAAUGUGUUAUUUAUACAUGAGCUUUGCGAGGGUGACGCGUCAUCUGAAAUUAGCAACGCAACAUAGCAUGCGAGCUAUAGGUAAGCUUAGCUUCAGUGGAAAGUAAACAGCACUCCACGUAAAUAAACACGACAUCCAAAGCCCAAAAUUGUACGAAAUCUGCGCCAAACAUUAAAACCGUUUCAUUUAAAACUAGUUAUUGAAGUGGAGCUGUUAUUAUACACGGGGAGACCUCACAUUAUGCUACCUUUGGAGAAGUUGUUUAUGAAAGAAUCAAACUAAUUUGGGGAUUAAACUCACUGACAAACAAAUAACAGUAACCCAGUCAUUUACCUGAGAUAAUCACAGGUAUCAUGUCAGGACAGCUACUGGGAACUCCUAUAAAGCUUGGUGUUAGUGCAGGUCAAAUGGCAACGAAGAAGGCAGAUCUGCCUGGCAAAGAUGGAGUGGAUUAUCCUCCUCUGCAUGGUCUCCACUUGUCUCUCAGCUGUGCAUGCUAAGAAUUUUGUGUUGAGCCCAAAAUGGGGUCCUAUUGGCUUUAAAGCACGUCCAGAGCCCGCUGAUGGAACAGCAAUGGAUAAAAUCAUUAAAACAAAUGAGUUCCAAGCUUCCCGAAUCAUAGAUGGCACUACCACUCUCAGAGAGGGAGACAUUGCUGUUUCAUCUGGAAAACCCUCCAAAGUCUGCUUUGCACGGAGCUGCCUCUGGUCGAAAUCGGUGGAUGGACACGUCUAUAUUGCAUAUAAACUCUCAGAUGCCUACUCUGAAAUGGAAGCAAAGCUGAUAAAGAAAGGAAUGGAGAACAUAGAGAAAGGUACCUGUGUGAGGUUUGUCCCUCGGACUCACCAGAGAGACUACAUCGACAUCCAGUCAAAAUUAGGGUGCUGGUCCUACCUUGGUGCGCGCGGUGGAAAACAGACUGUGUCUCUCCAGAGCCCUGACUGCCUCCAGGUUGGAGUGAUUUCCCAUGAAUUCAUGCACGCUCUGGGCUUCGUGCACGAGCAGUCUCGCUUUGACCGGGACAACUAUGUCAAAAUCAUGUGGCCAAACAUUUGGAGAGAUCGACUGAGGAACUUUGAGAAGUUCAGGACUGACAGUCUGGACCUGCCAUAUGACUAUGGCUCAAUCAUGCACUUUGGGAUGUAUGCCUACUCUCAGGAUGGACAGCCAACCAUCGUUCCUAAAGUCAACAAGGACAUAAAGCUGGGCCAGUCAUCAUAUCUCAGCCACAUUGACAAGCUGAAAAUCAAUAAACUUUAUCAAUGUGGUGAUGACGUGGAUGAUAAUAUUCAUUGGCAGGUGUGGAGUUCACUGAGCUGCACUGGAAGGCUGCAGACUGAAGCUGGUAAACCAGUCAGAAACACAACAAUGCAUUCUGCCGUGAUGCUUCUGGGUGUCUUAUUUGGCUUGUUGGCCCAGGCGAGCACGCUACCUGUCAAGAACUCUACUGGUGUAUAUGAGGGGAAGCUGAGGUUAAAAAGGAAAUACUCAGAUGAAGUCCCGGACUAUGAUGAAAUGAAUGCAAUGGACCAAAUCCUGGCAGUCAAUAACAGGAUGCGAGCCCCCAGAGGACUGUCAUUCAGAGAGGGAGAUAUCGCCACUUCAUAUAUACGGAGCGCCAUAAACUGCCCCGGCAAUGCCUGCCUGUGGCCUAAAGCAGUGGAUGGAUUUGUUUAUGUGCCCUUUAUCAUCUCUCCAUUAUAUGACGACAUGGACAGAAUCACGAUAGAAACUGGGAUGGAAGACAUUUCCUCUGGAACGUGCAUUAAAUUCGUUCCACGCACUCAUGAAUCCAGCUUCCUUGAUAUUCAGCCUAGAUAUGGCUGCUGGUCGUUCCUGGGGCAGACUGGAGGAAGCCAGACUCUGUCGCUGCAGACUCCUGGGUGCAUGUGGUCAGGAGUGGCUGCCCACGAGUUCAUGCAUGCCCUCGGCUUUGUGCACGAGCAGUCCCGCUCAGACCGGGACCACUAUGUCACAAUUGUCUGGAAAAACAUCAUGCCAGACCAUAUGCAUAACUUCAGGAAACAGCAGACAAACAAUCUUAACAGCCCAUAUGACUACAACUCUGUCAUGCAUUACGGACGAUACGCCUUCUCAGAAGAUGGUGGUCCAACCAUUAUCCCCAAACCAGAUCCUUACAUUCCCAUUGGCCAGAGAGAUGGACCCAGUGCGCUUGAUCUUCAUAAAAUAAAUGUCCUAUAUAACUGUGGUACCAAUGAGUAACUGGGUUGCUGUCAAGUCCUGCCAGAUGUGGAAAAUAGUUUGUUAUAAGUUGUGGUCUUUAAUAGAUAAUAUGAGCAACAUUAACAUUAAGCUAAGCUAAGCAGUAUCCCUGUGUUCUUUUAGAUUGCGUUCAUUCACCUUUCAGUUCAAUCUACUAAUCGGCCAUAAAAUUGUCAUGAGGUGAAAUAAUCAACCUGCCUGGCUGCAUUUUUUUUUUGUUGAUAUAACUACAAGACCAGACACAAGACUGACCGGUUUUUACCUGCCUGCUGACGCCAUUUAGCUGACCGCAUCCAAUCUCUCCAUGAGGUUGUGCCAUUUUCUGCCUCCCUCUCAGCUUCUGCUCAUUUUAAAUAAAGAAAAUGCAACAGUAA
This is a messenger RNA of Amphiprion ocellaris (clown anemonefish), 2706 nucleotides long. RefSeq lists its product as uncharacterized. Gene Ontology annotation, molecular function: zinc ion binding; metalloendopeptidase activity. The transcript has 18 exons. NCBI's taxonomy places the organism in Eukaryota, Metazoa, Chordata, Actinopteri, Pomacentridae. The coding region runs from base 551 to 2332 and encodes 593 amino acids. The record is from RefSeq and is a predicted model, not a curated record. Gene Ontology annotation, biological process: proteolysis.